Mus pahari (shrew mouse) is the source of this 629-nucleotide messenger RNA. It is a transcript of the gene C20H19orf53, whose product is annotated as chromosome 20 C19orf53 homolog. Lineage: Eukaryota; Metazoa; Chordata; Mammalia; Rodentia; Muridae. The coding region runs from base 51 to 323 and encodes 90 amino acids. The record is from RefSeq and is a predicted model, not a curated record. The transcript has 3 exons.
ACUUCCGCUUUUCUGCGCGUGGCCCCGCCUCUUCCGGUUUGCGGUGGGCCAUGGCGCAGGGACAACGCAAGUUCCAGGCGCAGAAACCUAAAAGCAAGGCCGCCGCGGCGGAGCGGAGCCGCGGGCCUCGGAAAGGCGGUCGAGUCAUCGCUCCCAAGAAGGCGCGCGUUGUGCAGCAGCAGAAGUUGAAGAAGAGCCUGGAAGUGGGGAUCCGGAAGAAGAUUGAGCAUGAUGUGGUAAUGAAGGCCAGCUCCAGCCUGCCUAAGAGGCUUGCACUGCUGAAGGGAGCAUCAAAGAAGACAGGAAGCAAGACACCAUCCUGAAGGCACUGGGAUUUUGCAGGUCACCCCACAGGCUGGCUGGACUUGGAAGAGGGUUCUGCUCUAGUUCUGGUGGCCCCUGGAAUUAUGGGCAGGUGAUGGUAAAGCCAGGCUAGCUCCCAAGUGCCGACGAGUGCUGCCGGUGUGAUGAUAAACGUGGCUCUGUUGUCUCUCCAGCCGGUCCGUGGGCAUAAUCUCACCCCAGGUGCUGGGUCCCCACCCUGAUCAUCUAAUGUCAGCCUGUCACACCAGUAAUCCAGAGCCACUUGGGGAUGCUCCAGUGUUACCCAAUAAAGCCGUGUCACGGAG